This is a messenger RNA of Emys orbicularis (European pond turtle), 2938 nucleotides long. RefSeq names its product scavenger receptor class F member 1 (gene SCARF1). Gene Ontology annotation, molecular function: low-density lipoprotein particle binding; scavenger receptor activity. The coding region runs from base 1 to 2706 and encodes 901 amino acids. Lineage: Eukaryota; Metazoa; Chordata; Testudines; Emydidae. Gene Ontology annotation, biological process: heterophilic cell-cell adhesion; dendrite development; neuron remodeling. Gene Ontology annotation, cellular component: membrane. The record is from RefSeq and is a predicted model, not a curated record. The transcript has 11 exons.
AUGGCGCAGCUGCUGUUGUUACUCUUUUGUCUCCAUUUCUGGCCAUGGAUUGGGAGCUCUGCUCAAGAGCUGGACCCUAAUGGGAAGAAUGUUUGCAAGGCUACCAGCCUCUCUGCAGGUCUGGUAUGCUGCCCAGGUUGGAAACAGGAAGGCAGGGAAUGCACAGCUGCGCUAUGUGAAGGGGAGGAUGCUUGCAAGGUGGAUGAAGUGUGUGUGAGACCUGGGAUCUGCCUCUGCAAACCUGGUUUCUUUGGAGCCAACUGCAACUCCCGCUGCCCUGACCAGUACUGGGGCUCGGACUGCAAGAAGAGCUGUUCAUGCCAUCCCAAUGGGAAGUGUGACCCUGUGAGCGGCCAGUGCACUUGCAAUGCCAACCGCUGGGGAGUGCUCUGCCAGUUCCCAUGCCAGUGUGGGCCUCAUGGCCACUGCAACACCCGCACUGGAGCCUGCCACUGUGAGCCAGGCUGGUGGGGACCGAACUGCAAGAAGCAGUGUCUGUGCAGGGUGGCCGGCUCCCACUGUGACCCUGUCUCAGGGCAGUGCGUCUGCACCCAGGGCUGGUGGGGCAGGAGAUGCAGCUUGAGAUGCAACUGCCACCUCUCACCCUGUGCCCAAGACUCAGGCAGGUGUGAGUGCAGGGCUGGGUUUUGGGGGCCAUUGUGCCAACAUCAUUGUGACUGCCUGCAUGGGAACUGCAACCCUCUUGAUGGGCAUUGCAGCUGCAACCCUGGCUAUCAGGGCAGGAGCUGUGGGGAUCCCUGUCCUGUCGGUUAUUACGGAUCUCAGUGCAGAUACAGCUGUGGGCACUGCAAGCGGAGCCAGCCCUGCUCUCCUGUGGAUGGGUUCUGCCUGGCAUGUGACUCUGGCUGGAAUGGUACCCUCUGUAAGAAGCUGUGCACGCCUGGAUACCAUGGGGAGAACUGUGCACAGAUGUGUCCCAGCUGCCGAAAAGGGGAGACCUGUCAUCCAGAGACAGGGGCUUGCUUGAACUGUGACUCUGGCAAGACAGGACCCAGCUGUGACGCACCCUGCCCUGCUGGAACAUUUGGAGAUGGAUGCCGGUUCACCUGUCCAGACUGUGUUAAUGGGAGCUGUGAUCCAGUGUCUGGGGAGUGUAUCUGCCAGGCUGGCUAUUGGGGCACCAGCUGCAAUGAGACCUGCCCAGAGGGUUUUUUUGGAGCGAACUGUUCUUCCCCCUGCCGAUGUCCAAGGGGCCCCUGCCACCCACACUCUGGGGACUGUGUGCUCAGAUCAAAGCACCAGGGAGCCCUGAUAGCUGGCAUUCUCAUCCCAUUACUCCUCCUAUUACUCUGUGUCACCUGCUGUUGCUGUUGCUGUGGAACCAGCCAGUUGGAUGCCAGAGACAGGAUGGCUGUUGCUGAUGGUGAUGCGGUCUCCAGAAUGAAACAUCAUGUGCAGGGGGUGCUGGCAAAUCUCAGCUCCAUGUUACCUUGCCUCUCACUGAGUGGCUACAAACUCCCCCGAGUCACAGUCUCCCACCAUGACACAGAGAUUCCCUUCAAUCCCAGCUUCAUUGAACCGCCUUCUGCUGCCUGGGCCUCAGACAGCUCCUUCUCCUCCUCCUUUGACACGGACGAUGAGGGCCCAGCCUACUGUGUCCCUGCCAGAGAAGAUGUUCCUGCAGUGGCAGGCUUUGAACUUCAGGAAGGCAGCUCCAAGUGUCAUGAAUUUCCUGACGCAUCAGCAUUUAACUCCGAGGACGUCUCCCAGCCUUUCACCAUCCCCCGCACGUCCAGCAUUGCCAGAGCCAAGAGGCCCUCCGUGUCUUUUGCAGAAGGAACUAAAUUUGGCCCUCAGUAUCAAAGAGGUUCCAUGGAGACACCAAAUACCACUCGGAAGCCCAAAGCCCCCCGGGGUCUCACCAAACUUGCCUCUCACCAGCACCAUGCUGACCCAGAGGAGGGGCCCCAGGAGGGUGGGUCGCCAGGUGACUGUUACGAAAACCCAGAGCCCAUCUCCGAGGCUGAGGAUAGCCACCGGCCCUCCCCCAGGGGUACCCCAGGAGGCCACAGGAUGGCAGUGUCCAGUGGCAGUCAUGUGGCCCAGAGAGUCGAGGCCCUUGAGGCAGCUUUGAAUCCAAACACUUUGGAUGUUAGGGGGAAGGAGCAGAAUGUCACAACCAUUUACGUGACUGUGGGGACAGCAGGGAAAUCCUCCAAGCCCAAUGAGAGUGCCAAUGGAAGCAGAGAGGGGACAGUUCAGGCUGUACUGAAACGUUUGGGUAGCUUCCAGAGAGUAAAAAGGGCUUUCAGGGAGGAGCCCAUGGUGAGGAAAAGUACUGAGAGCAUCCAGAAACCUCCCCGCAGGGCCCUGGGCCCAGAGAGGGACUCCAGAGACCUGUUCCCCCAGCCAGCCCCUCCACACAAGGACAGCUCCAAGACAACAGGUCUGGAGCCCUGUGAGUCACCUGCGCUCCUUACAGAUAGACACCAGAUAGAUGUUCCCGUGAAGAGAGAACCUCUCAUCCCCACAUCUCCUAUAUUUGAAAGACUAGUGGCUCAGGAAGGAGAAGAUGGGGUUACAGGGGACCCCAAGAAGAGUGAAAGUCUUGAAGAGGCCAGAAGCCUAGAAACAAAUGAACAGGCUGUUGUUGAGGAGGAACCCAAAUAUGAAAAUGUGUCUCCAAAUCGCUGUCCUUCAGACGAGCCUCCUGCCACCUCCCCUGACUGUGCGGUCAACACCUGAAAACCCACCCAGGACCCAAAUCCUGCCUCUGUUUCAGAACUGUGACAGUCAUCACGAUGGAGCUGUGGCCACAGGGGGCAGUGUUCCUUGCAGGGCAGGCCACGAGUUAUUGAAGAGUGCUAGGUCUGCAACAUGUCUGGUAUUAGAGGGAACCCAGAAUUUCACCUCCCAGACAUGCCACAUGAACUAGAUUAUUGUCUAGUGUUACCAUUAAAUCUCUGUGUGUUCCGCA